This is a messenger RNA of Exserohilum turcica Et28A, 1002 nucleotides long. RefSeq lists its product as uncharacterized. The coding region runs from base 1 to 1002 and encodes 333 amino acids. NCBI's taxonomy places the organism in Eukaryota, Fungi, Ascomycota, Dothideomycetes, Pleosporales, Pleosporaceae. The record is from RefSeq and is a predicted model, not a curated record. The transcript has a single exon.
AUGUGCUGGAUCACUCUCACACCCACCAAAGGCAAAAAGAAAGGUUACCGGCCUACGUCCGAUUCCUCCUGUGUCGAGGACAUCGUUCGCGUACACCAUAAUCCGGCAGUCCCCCAGCUCACCAACGUACGCAUCAAGGUGCCUAGUGUCGACGUCGAGGUAGACGAGAAACACUCUCACGCCCAUCUACAUCCUCAUCUGCAACAUCACCACAGGCACCCGCACUUGCACCCACUGCACAUGCACCCUGUAGGCGUACACGGCGAGCACCAUCUUGGCCUUGGACUAGGGCUCGGCCACCACCACUACCGCGGCAGCCUCGACAUAACCGACGACAUGACGGAUGUCAAAUUACACGGGGAAGGCCGAAAACGGUCCACGGCGUCACCUAGUGGACCGCCGCCGUCACGGGAGCCAUCAAGACGACCUCCUCCUACGCGUCCGUGUGUACCAGCAACACCAAGCAUGUCGUCACCCUGCCCAUCGUCGUCAGCAUCGUCAUCAACACCAGCGUCAUGCUCGUCUCCGCCGUCAUCCCCGCCCACAGACACAUCACCCCUUUUCCCGUCGUCGCCCAGCGCCCCCGCAUCGCCCCGCGAACCAAUCUACCAUACUCAAAUCAUGCAGCCUAGCGGCCGCAGCCCUACCACCGUCCGUGAAACAACGCGCGUGGCCCUCCGCACCGUGCAAACAGACGGCCGCCCAGGAAGAAACAACCUGAGACGCGUGGCGGGCUACCAAGUCCUCGGGCGCAACGUCCCCUGGGACUGGGACUGCGUAAGUAGCUCUGCGCCAAGCUCCAGUGGCGGUAACACUACCAGCCCCAGUGCCUCUGCCAGCAAUGCGGCUGCCACCGCCGGCGGCCGAUGGGUAAGGAGGAAAUCCGCUGGCGGGGGCUCUCUAGGUGGCGCGGCUGCGGGUGCUGCUGCCACUGCUGGUGGCGCUCGUGGUGGAUCCGCAUUGAAGUAUCCACCGUUUAGGCAUGUGGAGAAGUGGAUGUAA